Molecule: messenger RNA, 2535 nt
Organism: Histoplasma mississippiense
Lineage: Eukaryota; Fungi; Ascomycota; Eurotiomycetes; Onygenales; Ajellomycetaceae
Exons: 3
Coding region: 1-2535 (844 amino acids)
Source: RefSeq, a predicted model, not a curated record
AUGAAUCUCAGGGGCAGAGAUACUCUAAAACCGCCAAAACGAUAUGAUGAAGAGAAUUUUACAAAACCCGCUCCGCCACCCCCAGCACGGAACGAAUCUCGUAGUUAUAAACCGGAUGUUGGGCGCCCCGUGUUCCCACCACCUUUCGUUGACUUCAACCCUAAUCUACCUCCUGCAGCAUUCCCCACUAUUGAUACCCAACAGCCACCAAAAUAUCCCGCACAGGAAGCUCCACAGAGUUCCAGGGACAGGAUAGGGUCUAUGCAGGAGCGCUCUGGGAAAGGAGAGGUAUCCAUGCUCGAUGUUGGCGAUGACUUUAGUAGCAGUGCCCCUGGAAAAUUAAAUCUUCAAGUUAGUUGCGACUGUGUGAAUUACCCGAAUGAGCUUGAGAAUAGCGAACAUGGAACAAGGAGCAGUAUGAAUCUGAGCGAUGAUGAGAAUGAUGUCGGAAUCGGUGCUUAUGAAGCGGCUGGGAUAUCAGCUGCUGCCCUCCAGGAGAUAAAAUGGAGCGAUAUAUCCCCAAUCCUUCAAACAGAAAUCUUCGAGAAUCUCCGUUCCGUCUGCGAUUACCGCCAGGCAGUCGAGGCGCUGAGACUUAGCCCUUCAGAGCAAAUCAAGAUGAUCGAACAUUCUUCUGCGCGCAAGGAACAGGUUCAGCGCGAGAACGCGAAGUUAAACGAGAUGAGAACGAAACAACUCCGGGCGUUGCUACGAAUGGACAAUAGUUAUCUGAGAACCCAAAAGGUACCAGAUCAGCUAGUAUUUAAAAACAUUUCAAAAAAAUUCCUUGAUACGACCGCACAUUCUGGCCCGGAUUACUCCAUGAGUCAAGCUAGCGAUAUCCUGAUCGCACGCAAAUAUCUGAGAAGCCUUGGUUUGGACCCUAUGUUUGCUGGUGAAUGGAGUAACAAUCUUGUGGCGAUCACCACUACUGGUAUGACAGGAGCUGACGAGGGGUUUGAAUGGUCAGGGGAAUUUCCGGUGGCUGAGGAAGCCAAUAUCUCUGAACAUGGCGAUACAGAGUGUGAAAGUAAUCCUGAUUCAGAAACAGCCACUGGCGCCAGUUCGCAUUCCGAUUGUUCCCCGCAUCCGAAACGACUACGGACUCUGGAUCAUAGUCUGAAUGCUGCCCAGCAUCUACUUUACCAUCGUCGGGAAUCAUCUCUUCCUCGAGCCGGUACGGUGCGAUCCCUUCCCUUUCGAACUCUCAGUGCCAAAGCCGAAUCUUGUCAAUGGCGACAGCCAUCUAGGCCAUUCCAAAACACCUUUCCUCAGUCAUCACCACUGCGCCGUGAGUCGGUAGUUCGACUCAAAGUUGGGUCGCAAGGCGCUGCUCGAAUACAGCAAGAUAUCUUUGGAACAUCAGGAGAUAUUAUGCGACGGUAUUCACAACCACAAAUGAACAUUCCCAACGAUAAUACAAGUGUAGCAAAUAUGUUGCCCCAAUUAUGGCCACGGCAUGCAAUAUCGGGUAAGAGGGGAGGCUGCAAAACAAUAAAGCGAUCAUUAGGGGGCACAUGGAUCUAUAGCCAAAGUAGGGAAGAUACGGAGGCUGCUUCUCGAGCUUCGCGGAUGUACAGGGAUGGGCUUGCAGCAGCCAGAGUUGAAGCUAAGGAUGCGCUCCGGGAAGAUUCAGCAUGGCAUCAAUCAAGCUCAGUCUCUCCAUCCACGAAUUUAACACCUCCCAACCUGGGUAAUCCAUGCCAGUUUGAGAAACCGAGGAUGGAACCACUAGCUAGAUGGAGAAGUAGCCCGGGCCAUAGUGGAAAUCCAAGAAUGAUUCCCAAUCCGGGGUCAAAUUUCGUCCCGCACUAUAUGUCGCUCAGCCACCACACCCUGUCGGAGGGAUAUGCACCGCAAUAUUCACCAAUAACGCCACCUUCGUUCCCAGCUCGAUGCGAGCAAGAAGAAAACAAAACACUUGCGAGGGAACUAGAAGGAUAUGCCAGAGAACCCAAUAACAACCGGGGUGGACCGCCUCUCUUAACUACGACUAGUAACCCAACGCCAAUUAAUGCUCAUAUGCCGGGGGUUGCAACAACUACGUUUUGCUCUCAGGGCACCAAUGCAGAGGGAACAUGCGCCAAAGAGGUCUCUCUACAGGCAGCACAAAGCUUAGUAUCACCUGUUCCAGAACUAGAUAUGACGGAGGUAAAGGGCGAAAGUACAGUUACAGUUAGUAGGAAGGAUAAACACAGCCCAUCGCCAACCGAAACAGCUACUACUCCUGUGCUCCUAAAGGUGGACACCGUGCUCUCCUGCCCCAGCAAAAACCUUCCAGAUCUACCAAGCGCGGGUCUUUCAGGCACAAUAAGCUUAGGGAUGAUGGAAGGAUCCCGGAAAAAGAGAAAUAGAAGGUAUGGUCAUGGGUGGACGAAGAAAAAGAAGUGUCCAGGCAAAACGGUUCAAUUACCGACAUGCGUUGAAACGACAGCAGAAGAGUGCACAAAGAAAACUAUGAAGAGCAAUACCCUUGGGGUGGACUCAGCUAAUACUAGAAGAAGAAGUGAAAGAAUCAAUAAGCGGGAAGCAUGA